Molecule: messenger RNA, 682 nt
Organism: Perkinsus marinus ATCC 50983
Lineage: Eukaryota; Perkinsozoa; Perkinsida; Perkinsidae
Exons: 1
Coding region: 37-336 (99 amino acids)
Source: RefSeq, a predicted model, not a curated record
AGUCUUAUUUCGAUUAACCUCUAACUCCAACCUCUCAUGGACCGACUUCAUGUCUCCUUCACUACGGCCGUCGUACUCUUACUCCUGUGGAUCAGCGUGAUUCUCACCCUCGUUAUAGUGGCAUUGGUAGGCGCCUUUGCAUACCAUCUCAGCGGAGUCGCUGUGGGAAGCAUCAUCACGGUUUGCGGCCUUAUCGCAUUGCUGGGUUCCCUCGCCCGUGGGUGGACAGUUGUCGAUCGGGAGAACUUCGAGCUUUCCGAGUACAAUGGCAAAAACUACGACACCGUUAAGGCCCCUCCUGUUAGUGCUACUGAGAGCAUCGUUACUACUGUGUAGAUCUGGGAAACACACCUUAGUGGAUUUCCUAUCACGAAUGAAGGAAUACGUAGAAGCUAGCGCGUUGUUAACAGCAGUAUUUUCGCCUUCGCGGAAAAUGGUCAGGUCUACCAUCACUAUCGCCGCCUUUGUCACGCGGCGCUUUUCUCUGUAUCCUCCAAUUCAGCACAACUUAUUCUCGUACGGCUCGCUGAUGAUGUGAUCAAGGACUGUAGGCACCACCGUGUUGGUCGUGUGCUACCUCUUUACGAGAUGUCUCUCCGCUGCCCUUUUUCGUAGUAUAUGUCAUCACUGUGCGAAUUGUUGUAGUUGAGAUCGGACGCCUGUCGUGGUUUAUGCUGAGACA